GGAGAGUUCGUGCGUUUACGCGUUAUUACCGAACCGACUGCUGUGGGGCAUACAAUUUAUUUGUUGUGUUUUGUUUUAGUUUUUUUUGUUCAUCUCUGCCAACUUUACAAAUAAAUGGAAAAAUAGAAUAAAACAACUAUUUCGUUUAAUGGCCUAGGCUAAGUGUGAAUGAGAAAAAGUAAAGGUAAAUUGUUAUUGAUAUCAUCAAAACAACAACCAAGUGAGUGAUUGAAAGAAAAAUCAAAUCAAUUGAAAAACCCUUCACAAAAAAGAAAAAUAUCAUUGAAUUUUCAUUCAUAAUCAAUAAAAAUCAAAAAAAAGUGUCUGUGUGUUUUCCGAAAAAAAAAGAAAUGAAAAAAAUAUAAAUUUCUUUAUAAACCACCAAAUUCAAUCAGUGUUUUAAUAAUUCAACAAAUCUCCAUCAACAACCGCAAUCAACAAUCCAUGGUUAUCAACGAAACCACCAACAGGUUUUACAUCUUGACAUUAAAAAAGAUUUUUUUCGAAUGAUAAACGUCAAAGCAACCCGAACUGCAAAUGAUUGAAGAGAAUCUAAAAACCAUUUAGAUUAAAAAUUCAAAAUCGGAAGAAAACACAACGACAGCAACAACAACGUAGAAAAACACAAGACAUUUACAUAUGUCGUGGGUGAUUAACUGAAAGAGAAACAAAAUUGGAAGCCCUCAACUUGUGUGUGUGUAGAUAGCUAUUUCUGCCCGCAAGCAUCUCCGACGACAUGUCAUUGUAAAAUGUUACCAUUUCCCUUAAAGCUCUAUCGAAAUCCGUACCAAAGUUUGAAACCCAAUUGAGAAGAAAUUUCCAAUAACAAAAAAAAAAAAAAAAAAAAACGAAAGAGAGAGAAAGAUACGAAUUUAUUAAAUUUUAUUUUAAAAUAAUUGAAAACCCAGAGAGAGAAUAUACCCCCAAAAAUUCUCCCUUCACCCCCCCCCCAUAUUGCUAUUGAGCGGCAUUUGAAAUGCCCUUAGAAUGUGAGCGAAGUUCUGCUUCGCCUUCCACAACAGCACCAGCUCUAAGCUCAGCAGCUUUGAUAGCCUCUGAAGCACAACACAGCCAACAGUCGGUCUCACCUUCCAACCAUUUAAAUGAAGAAUUGAACCAUCUACAAGUGACAACAGCAGCAACAACAACAACCACAUCGAUCAUGGACGGUGAAAUGUCAACAUCACAAACUUCAACAACAUCCAACGGCAGCAGCUGUAAUGGUGGCAGCGGUCGCAAGACGUCCAUUACUUCUCCCGAUCCCACAGCCUAUGUGGCCAAGGCCCGUGUCACCAGGCCCACACCACCACCGCCACCCUAUAAUCCAAUGCAAUUUGUACAAAUCAAACCUUGCAAUCUAUAUCAAACAGCACAAGAGCAACUGAAAAAAGCCGAGGAGGUCAAAAAGAUAAAGGAGAUCCGCAAAGAGGAGCCAGAGGAUUGGCAAAAUAACCUGGACAACUGGAAGUCAUCACGUAGAAAACGUGUCGAGCACAUUAUCGAUCGUGUGGUGGAGGUGAAAAAACUCGAAUUGGAGGAGCAUGAUCGUACGCGCAGAAAAUCGAAAACAUUUUCCGAAAUGAUUGAGGACAGAAAUGAUCGUGUUGGCCGUCCUGCGCUGAAAAAAUUGGCCUCAUUGGCGGUCUACACCGAAGAUGAAUCGAAUGAUUUGAGUGAUUUGGGCAUUGGCACCAGCAGUGCCAGCGGCAAAAGUAGUCUAUCCGAAGAUUACGAUAACAAUAGUGUUAUGAGCGACAACGCCGCUGAGCUAGACAAAGCCAUAACGAAUUCUCAAAAUAAUCAUCAUCAGCAUCACAACAAUAACAACAACAGCAAAGCCAACAACCAUCAUCAUCCGCACCAAUCGACGGAUAACACACACAGCACAACACGUGAAUAUAUUUCAUCGCCCGGCUACGAGACCUCCUCGAGUACAGCCCCAGCAAGUACCCCCGAUCCAUGUGAAUAUACCUACGAGGGUGCCAUACAAGACUACAAGCAGAGGGUAUCGCGGGCUGUGGCAGCCACCACAACUGUUGGCAAGAACUCAACUAAUUUACCGCAGCAACCAUCCAAGGAAUCCACCCCGGAACGCAACUCCGCCUAUCCCCCUCGGCGUGGAAGUAAAAUUGAAGAUCGCCUCAUUGGCUUUGAGGUCCAAUCGCCCAGCGAAGAGUGCAUUGUUGGCGAAAAAGCCAAGGUUGAUUUGCCAAAAAUUGACAUUUCUAAGCGGAAGGAAAUUUUCGAGGUCCAGGCUUCGGCUGAGAGCAAGGUAAGCAGCUCAGCAUCUGGAGUGCCACGUGUCACUUUGCGGGAUCGUUUCAAACCCUCUGUGGAAUCGGCAGCGGAAAAUAUUGAAGUUGCCGGUGCCGCCAAAAAGGAGGUCAGACGUCUGUCCGGCGACAUAACCAGCAUCAAGGAACGUCUGCAAAGUUUGGAACAGCAAAAACAGAAUUUAGUCAAUGGUGCAACGGCUGGUGGCGCCCAAACUAAAGUGACUGCCAACAAACUGGUCGAUGUGCCGGUGCCACCGCUAAAGGAACGCUUAUCUAGUUUACAAAACGCUGUUACCAAAGAAGAGGUACGCAAGCCCCCUGUGGCCUUGGUAGAUGCCCGCCAGCUGGAGAUUAUGAAAAGUGAGGAGGAGAAGGUGAAACAGCAGCAACAGAUUCAGAAACAAACGCCAGCUGAGGUAAUCCCCGAAGUCAAGGAAGAAGACACCGGGGUCAAGUCUAGUAGCCAAAUAAACGAAAUUUCUACAACAACCACAACAACAACCCUCACCUCCAUUGAGACAAUAAAUAGCAACAAAAACGAAACCACCAUCACCACCACCACAACAAGCGAGGUAGAUCGAGACGACAGCGGCAUCCAUACCGCCGACGAUAUAGAGGUACCCGACGACCAUCUAAAAAAAGAGCAGGAACUCAAAUUAAACGCCGCCAUUGAAGCCCUGGCCAUGGAGGAGCAACAAUUUGCCAAGGCCGCCAGUGCCGUCAAUCAAAUUGAGGCAGAAUUUGAAGAACUUUCACUGGGUGGUUCUGUGACCCUACCACCCCUGGCCAAUAGUUCUGUGAAUGGCAGUGCCAGCAGUGCCACCACCAAUACCACCACCAGCAGCAGCAGCAUUACUAAUGACCAUAUGGAAUAUAGUGUAAGUUCUACUAACCCAUGUACAUCUCCCAAACCUGACAGUAGUAGUCUCAGUAGUAGUUGUAAUAGUCCUUGUAGUUUGGAUAAUUCCGCGGUGAAGGUUGCGGGCGGGUCACCAUGUAAUUUAAGGCGCAAGCCAACCAAUGAAAUGGUCCAUGCCAAAAAUUUGUUGAAAAUAUUCAAGGACACCUUUAAGAGUGACAUUGAAUUGGAUGAAGAUGAGCCCGGUCGGCAUGAGCCGGAGACGAAGGAUAUACCCGGUAAAAAUCUAAAACAGGAAGCAAUCAAGUCUCAGGUCUUUGAAAACCAAAAAAUGACCGCCAGUCAAGUUGUGAAUGAGGCCACAGAAGUGAAUUCGAAAUUACCUCCCUCGGGUCCAGGGGCCACAAGGAAGAAUAUUCAGACUCCUUUGAGUCCCGUACUUUCUAGGGGUGCCAUCAUUUCACCUCCCAGCUCUCCUGGAGGCCAAGAUUUCAAAAAUAACUCCCAUGGAACCCCCUCGUCGCCUUCUUCUGCCGCUGGAAGGGUAUUUAAAACACCUCUCAGUCCCAUACUCUCUCGGGGUCCCUUGAAGGGCCCUCAGGGCAAUAAAACUCCCCUUAGUCCCAUACUCUCUCGAGGUCCCUUGGAAGCCUCCCAGGGUAAUAAAACCCCUCUCAGUCCCAUUCUCUCUCGAGUUGCCCGUGAAGGGCAACGUGAGGCCACCAAAAGUCCCAUUCUUUCCUCCCGUCCCCAAACUCCCAUGUCCCCACUCACGGUGCGCUCCACCACCAAAUUCCAUGAUCCCGAUACCCCUCCCCAGAGCCCAUCCGCCUCGCGCAAACACGACUCUCAGUUUAGCAUUAAUGGGCGGGUGGAAAUUUUCAAUUCUAAGCAAAUGACCCAUGACAACAUUGUUCCUGCCGCAAAACUCAACGCUCCCCACUCACCUCAGAUUACAACAAAAAUAACCUAUUUGCCCCACAUUAGCGUUAGCGAGAAAAACGCUGCCUCAAAUAUUGAAUUACCUCAGGGUAAUGGAGUAAUGAAGUCGCCCAUAACCACAGAAAAUUCUGCCCAGAGCGAUGGAGUAACAAAGUCGGCAGUGACCACAGAAACUACUCCUCAUGUGGUCCCCUCCACCUCCGAUGAUGCCUAUGAGGAUGAAGUGGUGGCCUUGUCUAUGGCAGAGAAAAAAUCUCUCUUUGAAAUGAAAUCAAAGGGUCAAAUGGUUAAUGAACCUCAGCAUAACAAAGCAGGGCAUCCAGGAGUGGCAGGUGGAGGAGGAGGAGGUGCGGGAGGUGGUGUCAAGGCCUUGGCCAAGAGCAUAGAAGGCAAUGCCACCGCAACAAUACCCCUACCCAAGCCUCUGACACCGGCCAGCAAACCCAUGAAGCAGCAACCCGCCGCUACAGCUGCUGGUACAGCUCAUGAACAACAGCCCGCCUCAGAAGUGGUUGUUUGUGCCCCACCAAUCACAAUUGUCAAUCCAGAUGAAUUACCGAAACCCAAUACGGUGAAAACGCUUUCCAGUUGCUUUCAGCCAGGCCAGAGCUCUUCAUGUGGUGGAGGCAAUGCCAAGCCGCAGGCAUUGGGAAAUUCACGCACAACAACAGUUAUCUAUGGCGAACAAAAAUCGAUUUCCCCCUCCUCUCCCCUCUUGGGCAAAGAUGAUCCUCUGGCCUCCAUGAUUUCCUCAUCCACAUCGACGUCGUCGAACACCACCGUUUGCACCGUUAUAGAAGCCAAUAAAACAUUGUCGGUCAUGUCGAAUUCCUCAAGCGAUUCAAUGGCAGUUACUCCCACGAUGGUGGAGACAAGUGCCCAGAUCCAUGGAGAGAGGGAGCAGAGAAAAUCCGCUGAGCAACAAAAUUUGGAAAAGGGAAUAUCCCAGGAGAAGAUUUUCUCCACAGGAGCCAAGGAAGCAGGAUCCAAGGAUGGGAUUUUCUCUUUCGAAUCUAAGGAUAAGAAAAAGGACAAUAAGGUAGAGAUUUCCUCUUUGGGAACCAAGGAAAUCGGGGACAAAAUCUCCUCCCCAGAAAGCAAAGCAACCAAAAAGGACGAACAGCAAAUAAUGACCCCACCAGGGACUGAGGAGAACAAAAAGGAGGCCAAAUCAGGAUUUUUCUCUGCGGGAAUUAAAGAAGUCAAGGACAAGAUCCCCUUCCUAGGAAGCAAGGAAACCAAAAAGGAUGACAAGGAAAAUGCAUCCUCUUCGGGAGAUAAGGAUAUCAAAAAGGAUGACAAGAAGCAGGCAGGUAUCACACCUCAGGAGGCAGAAGAGAAUUUGGCCCUCAGGGCUCUUCUAAAGGAUUUCCUGGAGACUGAAAUCCAAUUUUCCGAGACCUGUGAAAUCAAGCCCCUUGGGAACCGGGCUAUGAGCAAACCCCUCGACAUUGAUGAGGUGGACAAAGCCACCACAUUCUCCAGCCAAAAGGCAAAGGAAAUACCAAAAAUUGAACAAAAAACUAAAGAAUCCCACACUCCCAUCCCUGAUGAGGUCAAUAAAUCCAACACAUUUGCCAAUGAAAAGGUACAGCACAAAGAAAUAACAAAGCUCGGAACCAAGGGAUCCCAUACUCCCAUCCCUGAUGAAAAUGGAAAAACUUCGGCAAAUCAAACAAAUUUAGCCAAAUCCCAAGAAUCCCAUACUCCCGUCCCUGAAAAAUCCAUCGGAUCUCCCACUCAAAAUGGCAAGCUAAAGAACACCCAGAAAAUUGAAAAUCAAUCCCAUGAGUCGUCUACUCCCAUCCCUGAAACCCCAGAAAUGUUGGCCCUCAAGGAAUCCAUGAAAGAUUUUCUCAAUACUGAAAUUGAAUAUUCCGAGGUAGUGGAAUCCAAAUCUCCCCACAUGCCCUUUGAGAGUCCUUUACAGCCGCUCAAGGUUGUGCUCAAAGAUACCGGGGAGGUUAGGGGCAAAGUAGAGCUAUCAAGUCCCUCCUUGGAGCAAAAUAAAAAAUCUCCUCUCACCAUUGAUUUAAGUCAUGAGGAUCAUCAAAAUCUCAUUAGCUCUGGACCCUCCACUCCUCUCUCACCCACAUCGCAGCUGUUUCGCACCACCAAGCCAUUGGUGGUCUCAACACUCUAUGACAAAUAUUUGCCGGAAGGGCCAAAAUCUCCUAGUCAUACAAAUUUCUCGGAGGGGCCAAAAUCUCCCACCCCUGAAUAUUUGGUGGAGGAACCCAAAACUCCCACUUAUCCCCUCUCAAACAAGUCCUCCAACUCAGCUCAAGCUCCUCCCAGUCCCCUCUCGAAUAUGAGACCAACCUCUCCCACCACCAAGAAACCGUCCGAGAAGGGACCUACAAUUGCUCCCAGCAUAAUGAUCCCUGCAGAGCUGCCCAAUCUGGUUGAGUGUCCACCCAAUGACUCCACCCUCUAUAAGUUGGCCUCUUCGGCUCCCCACAGUCCGGUCAGCCCCAGAUCGGCAUCCUCUUUCGACAUGGAUUCCGCUCUCUGUUCAAAUCUUCUCACCUCCAUGGCAGCCACGGCAGAUUUUGUAAACUUUGAAAGGCAACACACCGUUGAAGAAGAUCUCUGCCAGAAGGUGGAUGUUGAAGCCUUACCCAUAGACAAGAAAACUCCAUGUACCGGAUUUAAGGACAUCACCAAUAAGGAUUUGAAAAAAUCCCAAAAUGUUGGACCCAAGAUUAUCCACAAAAUGCAUGAUGCCCCGGCGGCACCCACUGCCGUGGAUGAGACAUGUUUAAAGUUGGAUGUCCAUUCGCUGCCGUAUGACAAACGUCAACCCAUUACCGCCUAUCAGGCUGUCUCACCCACAGAAUUGAAGAAACGUGAUAAUCUCUUUAGUUCCCCACCCCAUUCACCCAUUAUGGAGGCCAGAGCGGCUCAUUCCAAGGCCCUCAUAGAGACUUGUGAGAAAAUCAUUGCCGAAGAGAAACAGGUGAAUCAACAGCUCAAAUCGUCAUUACCCAACACGCCCAGUUCACCCAAAGCCACACCUGUUCUGCAGAGGAAGUCGAAAAUUCCCAAGCCUCUGAAUACCUGUUGUACGGCCACCGAGUCCAUGAAUGAGGCGGAUUUGAAGAAUAAAACCCCUGCGAACAAAGAUGAGGCUGUCAUAGCUCGCAUGCAUGUGGUGGAGACCCAGAUCAAGGUUACCACCAGCACUCCACCAGCCUCGCCAAAAACUCCUGCAUCUACUACAACGUCCACCACCACCACUACUCCCUCACCCAAACCCCAGGCCUCGCCCACCGUGGGCAAGAAGGCGAAAAAUAUUUUCGAUUUCAUAAAGAAAAAUUUCGGCGUGGGUGGUGCAAAUAAGGACUCCGAAGAAGAACCCAUUGCCAAAGAGGAAAAAGUAACUCCAAAGAGUACAGAGACAUAUAAACCCCUUGAAAGCCCUGAGGAACCAGUCGCUCCACCAAGUCAACCCUUGGUCCUUACCGAAUCUGAAUUGCAGGCUUUGGACACUGUAAAAUACAAUGAAAUUCAUAAUAUUGAAAAUUCCAAGUUCUAUCUACCCUCCGAUGAUGUGGCACCCCCACCUUUACCCAAAACCCCCGCUCCAGUCAACAUUGAAAUAACUCGGAAAAUCAUAACCGAUGAAAUCAUGGAAGAUGGCAAGACAGAGGUGGAGUUUAGCAGUGAAAUUGAUGCUCUGCUCGAUGUGGAGCUGAAUAAGUUGAAUCAUGAAAUUGAGGAGCUGGAUAAAGUGGCCGCCAGUGGCGUGAAGCAGUAGGGUAAAAAGGGGGAGGAACUAAUGAAAUGAGUGAUAUUAUUUUAAUGAGAGUAUGCGAACGGAAAAUAAGAGAGAGAAACGGGGAGUAAAUGGGGGAUUUGUUUUUAUUUUGUUAUUGUCAUUAGAGAGAGAGAAAAAAUAGGGAAAAAAAGAGAGAGAGCUUGGAAAAUAAUUUCGAGAACAAAAUGGCUACUUUGUCGCACGAAAGAGGAAGAAAAUACUUUUUCCAAAAAAAAAAAAAAACGGUUUGAAUAGCAUCAAAAAAAUAGAAAGAAAGAGAGAGAUAGAGAAGGAAAGAUAAAGGAACAAAGAAGUGAAGAAUAUCAAUCCAGAGAGAAAUUUAAGCAGAUAUUUAGCAUCCAUAUUUUGAAUCUUGACAAAAAAUACUCGUUGAGGAAAUGAGGGGGAGAGAAUUUGGGAGGGGAAGAGAAAGCUUAAAAAUAAUAUAUAUUAGAACAUUGAGAGCAAGUUGCCAAAAGUAAUUUUUAGAGAAACUCCGAGAGAAGGACGAAGAGGGCGACAAACAUGAAUCAUAGGAGAGAAAGGUAUCUCUUACGAUAUCAUCAAUUUGUUUUAUGAUAAAUGAUUUGGAAAUAAAUUAAAGUAAUAUAUUUUAAAUUAGGAGGGAGAGAGGACAUUAGGAGGCACAGAAAGAAAGUGUGUCGUAUGUCGAAUGCUAAAAUAUUUGGGAGAGAGCAGAAAUGAUGUUGACCAUAACUCCCCUCUCUCUCUCUCUCUUGCUCUUUCUUCUUACCCAUAAACUCACUUCUCAGAAUGAAAUUGAAGUUUUCACAAAUCACUGAUUUCUGUCAAUGCCAGGGAUGGACAUACUAAAUAAGCUUAAAAAUUUUAAGAAACCAAAAAAUAUCUUCAAAGAAUUUUUUUUCGUACAAUUUUUCAUCUCUUAUUAUAUAUAGAUCAAAUUAUUUUAUAUAAGUCUCCGCAUAUCUCUCAUGGUAUCUUUUAACAUGUUUUCCUUAAAAAUUUUGUUCAAUUCAUUUUUUCCUCCCUUUAAGCAUUUUUUUUUUCCAUCCCUGACUUUUAGGCAAUUUUUAUUUAUCUUGUUUCUUUUCUAAGAAAAAGGAAUAUUUUAUUAUUUUUCCAAUUCAAACAUCCCAUUACUGGUCAUUUUUUUUUUUUUUUUGUAGUUGUUUGUAAAAAAAAUAUCUCAAAGAAAUUUUUUCGUACAAUUUUCCAUCUUUAUUUUUUUAUUCUUUUUUUAUUUUCUAAGUAAAAGGAAUAUUUUUAAAACCUAAUGUAAAUUUCCCCCUUUAACUGAGUAAUUAUUUUUCCAAUUCAAACUUCGCAUUCCUGGUAAUUUUUGGGGAGUAAUUUAUUUUGGAGAAGACUCACUCUCUCUCUCACUCUCUCUCUCUCUGGUGAGAUCAUAGAAAGAUAAGUGGAAUAUAUUGUUAUUUUUGUAUCUGGUUCAAGGAAUCAAACUCUUCUUCGUUCUGCUGACUCUCUCUCUCUCUCUUUCCGUUUCAUUAGUGAUUUUCAUAAUUUCUUUAAAUAGACGAUUUCUGGAUAAAAGUUUUAUUUAAAAAGUUAGGUAUUGAAUUGAUUGUCUACUCAAGAGAACAUGUUCUCUCUCUCUAGUGAGAUCAUUGAAAUAUAGGUACAACAUGUUGUUAUUUUUGUAUCUGGUUCAAGGAAACAAACUCUGCAUCUAUUAAUAUGUCUCCCGAUUAAUAUUUUGGAUGUCACACUCACCCUUGCUCUCUCUCUCUCCAUUUAUUGAAUGAUUUUUACAACUUCCUAAAAUAGGUAAUUUAUGGAUAGUAUUUUUUAAUUAUUUAUUUAUUUUUUAUUAAAAUAGUUAGGGAUUUAAAAGAUUGAUUUCUCAAGAGAAAAUGCUUUCCCUCCCUCUCUUUCUCUCUCUAUAUCAAAUUUACAAUUCUCUUUAUUUGAAAAAAGUUCCUUUCUUUCAAAAAUAAUUUACUUGACUUGCUUGCUGUCCGUUUUGGUUUUCAAAGAAACAAAAAAAAUGCAGAAUGCCUGGUAUCUUGUACUCCUUAUCGUUGCAAAAAAAAAAAAAAACAAAAAUAAAUUAAAAUAAAAUAAAAUAAUUGCAUAAUAAUUAAACCUGAGGUCCGCUUCAAAAUUUACAUUAAAAAAACAACAACCCAAGAAACGGCGAAAUAAAAUUUGCAUUGAAAAAAUCAAUUUUAAGCGUGUGCGGCGGUGAUUGACGCUGGACAGAAAGGUGGGGCAGCUACUUUGGUCUGUCUGCAAAGACUGCAGACGUUCGUUCGUGUGUGUGUGGACAACCCUUUGUUUUCUAAGCUUUCUUUUUUUCUGGUCUUUUUGUUGUUGUUCUUGGUUCUGUGGUGAGUUACAACAAUAAUUGCAUUUAUGCAAAACCCACACCGAUUUGUUCUUACAAUGAAUAUUUAAAUAAAAAAUCGCCACAUUUAUAAUAAA
Messenger RNA from Musca domestica (house fly), 10261 nucleotides. RefSeq lists its product as uncharacterized. Lineage: Eukaryota; Metazoa; Arthropoda; Insecta; Diptera; Muscidae. The transcript is spliced from 8 exons. The record is from RefSeq and is a predicted model, not a curated record. Gene Ontology annotation, cellular component: stress fiber. Gene Ontology annotation, molecular function: myosin II head/neck binding. Bases 977 to 7837 code for a protein of 2286 amino acids. Gene Ontology annotation, biological process: regulation of focal adhesion assembly; positive regulation of stress fiber assembly.